This is a messenger RNA of Myotis brandtii (Brandt's bat), 1317 nucleotides long. It is a transcript of the gene DCDC1, whose product is annotated as doublecortin domain containing 1. Gene Ontology annotation, molecular function: microtubule binding. The record is from RefSeq and is a predicted model, not a curated record. The coding region runs from base 49 to 1317 and encodes 422 amino acids. The transcript is spliced from 9 exons. Gene Ontology annotation, biological process: regulation of mitotic cytokinesis; intracellular signal transduction. NCBI's taxonomy places the organism in Eukaryota, Metazoa, Chordata, Mammalia, Chiroptera, Vespertilionidae.
UAUGGUACCCAGUCGACGCUUCUAAGGAGUUUACUCGCAGCACUGAAAAUGGCAAAAAUAGAAACAGAAGAUCACAGAACAGCACUUUCUCAGUCUUCUUCAUCAUCCUUGACUAAAGCCAUGAAGGAAUCACAGCAAAGCAACUCUGAAGGCACUUUCAAUGGGGAUAGCUUUCACUCCGUUGACAAAUAUAGUUCAAAUUAUUUACCAAGGGAGUUUAUGACAUCUCAGGCAAAAGCAGUUAUUAAAACUACUAAAGAUUAUUUGCAGCCUCAGUUUGGCCCCAACAGACUGUUGCUUUCAGCAGCAAUAUCAGAAAGGUCAGGACUUCAAAAUUGCUCCACACAUCAAACAGUAUCAGAUCAUAGGCAUGGUGAAAUAUCAUACCCGGACAGCUACAAAUCAAACAGAAACAACAAUUCCUGUUUUAUAUCAGCAUCCAAGAGAAACAGACCUGUCAGUGCUCCGGAGGGUCAACCGAGAGUUGUAGAGUUCUCUUCUUUAAAAUUUCAGUCGGCCCAUAAUUGGCACAGAAUCUCUCAAAGACAUAAGCUUCAACCCAGAGUAAUUAGAGUAACAGCUUACAAAAAUGGAUCUAGAACAGUCUUUGCCAAAGUUGCUGUACCAACCAUCUCCUUGUUGCUGGAGGAGUGCACAGAGAAGCUGCAUCUGAACAUGGCCGCACGACGAGUGUUCUUGGCAGAUGGCUCUGAAGCCCUCGAACCUGAAGACAUACCCCAUGAAGCCGACGUUUAUGUUUCAAUGGGAGAGCCCUUUUUAGAUCCAUUCAAAAAAAUUAAAGACCAUCUGUUGUUAAUGAAGAAAGUAACUUGGACAAUGAAUGGGCUGAUGUUUCCUACUAAAGUCAAGAGACGGAAAACCAAGCCUGUUCUUUCUACUAGAAUGAAGAAACUUACUGGGAAGACCUCAGUCCGAAUUCUGUUCUUUAAGAAUGGCAUGGGGCAAGAUGGGCAUGAGGUUAUAGUGGGAAAGGAAACAAUGAAAAAGGUUUUAGAUACUUGCACAAUGAGAAUGAACCUAAAUUCACCAGCCAGAUAUCUUUUUGAUUUGUAUGGCAGAAAAAUUAAAGAUAUUUCAAAAGUUCCUCUGCUUGAAAAAUGCUUGCAAAAUUCCAUCACACCUUUGCGGGGACCAGUUUGGGUCUCUAAGGGAGAAGGUUUCAGCCCCUCAGGAGCUAAGAUAUACAUCCAAGGAGUUCUUUUGGCCUUGUACCAACGCUUAAAGUCUGCAAAAAAAUACUAUAAACAGUAUGCAAUCAGAAUUGCUGUUGUAGAAGUUGGGCUAAAAUAUAACUAA